AAUACUUGUGAUACAUAGCUCAGUUCAAUUCACGUUUGUUUCCAGUCUCAAGAGUGAGACUUAACUUGGACUUAACCGAGUUUUUACCAGCAAUCUGCACAAUCUUGAGACCGUGUGCUUUAGUAAGUUUUGUGAACUCAGAUUGAAAGUAAGGUUAAGGACAUUAAGUUGUCAGAUCUUGUCAUCAAAAUAAGCAAGUAAUUACACCAUACUAAAUUAUUGAAAACAGUGAUUGAUGUAAAUAAUCUUAUAAAUAGGAUUACAUUAGCUAAGUCGUUUCUCUGCGAGUAACUCAAUGAUCUGUUGCAGUGAAACUAAUACAGCUGAAACUGAGUAUUUUUCAGCUUUUUUAGCCAGUCUGCUUUUCACUGUUGCGUUCAAGCUUAUCAAAUGAGGGAGUAGGUACGUUUUUGAAUGUUGCAAAGUGAUAACUCAGUGGAAGCUGAAAGGUACAAUGACAAAUUUUAAGUUUUAGUUUACUCCUUUUCAUUAUACAUUAUAUGAAAAGAGCUUGUGUCAGAAUCCUGCCAUUUCCCACAAGAUUCCAAUAAACUAGCUUUUUUAUAUAAUUGAUUUAAAGAAAAUACAACAAAUAAUAUAUGUAUUAAUAGUAGAAUGAUUUUUAUGCACCAAAAAACUAUUGUUGGCAAGUAAUAAAUUAUCAAAAUUAAUUGGCUUUUCCCAAAGAUCAUAUAUAUUGCAAUUCCAAAAAACAAACAAAUUUGAAGACUCUGAAAUAUAGAGUUAUUCAUACAUAACUAGAUAAGUAAACUUUUUUAACAUCGAUUGAGCAUUAUUGAUUUUCAUUCACUUAUACAUCAAAUAAAAAUUUGUAUGUCUCAAUCCUUCUAAUGUAGCAGUAGUCACUUCCAUUAGAAAACGAAUGAUACUUAUUCUGAACAAAAAGCCGACCGCUUAAGUAGUCAAAGAUUAUAUACUCAUAAUUAGUUACAGAAACAUUCAUCUUUUAAAGUGAAUAAUCGCUUGGACAACUUAUAACCACAUACAAAUCAACUAUUGAAAAUAUUUUUGACAAUCCCACCCUACCAUACAUACGUUAUCUGUCACAAUAUCAUAGUAUAUAUAUAUAUAUUUAACGAGCAGGUAUUUCGUAUUCGUUUUAGCAUUUUUGUGCUGGGUAGUUAAUUCAAUUUAGCUGUUUAUCCUUCUAAAUAAUUAAUUUUCAAUAUAUUUUGUAAAAAUGGGUAAAAUAAAGGCAGGUACAGUUGUGGAUAUCCUUGGAGAUGAAAUGACGAGAAUAAUUUGGGAUGAUAUAAAGAACAAACUAAUUUUGCCCUAUUUGGAUAUUGAUUUAAAAGUUUAUGAUUUGGGAAUAGAAAACCGUGAUAAAACAAAUGAUCAGGUAACUGUAGAUUGUGCAGAAGCUAUGAAAAAAUAUCAUGUAGGUGUAAAAUGUGCAACAAUUACGCCUGAUGAAAACAGGGUUAAAGAAUUCAAUCUCAAACAAAUGUGGAAAAGUCCUAAUGGUACUAUCAGAAACAUUGUCGGUGGAACUGUCUUCAGGGAACCCAUUCUUUGCAAAAAUAUUCCUAGGUUAGUUCCAGGAUGGCAGAAACCAAUUAUAAUUGGAAGGCAUGCACAUGCUGACCAAUAUAAAGCUACAGAUAUUGUUAUACCUGGAGAAGGAAAAUUGGAAUUGGUAUAUACUGCCAAAGGAGGUGAUGUACAAAAAUUCAUUGUAAAUGAAUACAAGGGACCUGGUGUAGCAAUGGGUAUGUUUAAUACCGACGAUUCAAUCAUAGCUUUCGCCCAUUCAUGUUUCAAAUAUUCUCUCGAAAGAGGAUAUCCUCUUUAUCUCAGUACCAAAAACACUAUUUUAAAACGGUACGAUGGAAGAUUCAAGGAUAUUUUCCAAGAUAUUUACGACCGCGAAUACAAAUCCAGUUACGAAGCAAAGAAAAUUUGGUACGAACACAGAUUAAUAGACGAUAUGGUUGCUUAUUGUAUGAAGUCAGAAGGAGGAUUCGUUUGGGCUUGUAAGAAUUACGAUGGGGAUGUACAAUCCGAUUCGGUGGCUCAGGGAUACGGAUCUUUGGGUCUAAUGACAUCAGUUUUGAUCAGUCCCGAUGGCCAAACUGUUGAAGCUGAAGCGGCUCACGGUACAGUAACCAGACAUUAUCGUAUGUAUCAACAAGGUAAAGAAACCUCCACCAAUCCCAUAGCUUCAAUUUUUGCUUGGACUAGAGGACUCCUCCAUAGAGCCAAGUUAGACAAUAAUCAAGAAUUGGCUAAAUUUGCAAAUGCUUUGGAAGAUGUUUGCGUUGAAACUAUUGAAUCUGGUUUCAUGACUAAAGAUUUGGCUAUUAACAUAAAGGGCAUGAAUAAAGUUACAAGAGCUGAUUAUAUGGAAACUUUCGAAUUCCUUAACAAAUUAGCUGAAAACUUGAAGAUUAAGCUGAGCAAAAACUAAACACUGAAAUAAUUAUAAAUAAACAAAAACAAAUCGCAAAUAUUCUGCCAGAUGGAUAAAUUGAUUUUUUUUAAUAUUUGAAAAAGUUAUUGAAUAUUUUAAUUAGUUUCAGUAUUGUGUCUUUGAUUCCUGCAAUAAUAACACAACUCAAAAUUUGAUUAUGAAGUUAUAGGUUAGACCAUUUUAGAUCAUAAUUUUGUAAACAAUUUUUAGGUGUAUCAUUUUUACAGAUAUUAAAACAUUUGUUACUGAAACUUUUAUAUGGUUGAGGCCGCCCUAAUAUAAGAUGAAGUAAUGAUAAAUGUGUUUCAUUGAAAUCUGAAAUAUCUGAUGUAAUCUUAAGUGACUAAAUGCAUGAAAUAAUUUCUGGUGGCUCCAGUAAUACAUAUUAUUCAACUUUUGCAGUAGUGUAACAAAAUAAUUUUCUAUCAACUGUCGAUAAUACACAAAAUUGCUCAACAAAAAUGUACCCUUAACCAAGUGUAACUAUAAUUAUGGGAAAAACCUGAAACUCUUUUAUAAUUGAAAUGGCACUGUCGCAAAAUUGAAGUAAUUUGUAUUAAAAACUUUCAUAGAAGUAAGUAUUUAAACUGUUCUACCUUCAGUCUCUGAAGACGAUAACUUGAUUAUCGAAACGAGCGUCAGACAGUGUAAUUAUGAGUAUUGGUGUGGUGGUAUUGUAAACAGUAUGUCAGUAUAUCACCAACGGUUAUAGAAAUUCCAAUUUCGUAUACUUUUUAUGUAUCUGAAUAGAAAGAAAUAUAGUAUAGUAGAGUAGAAUUAAAAAAAUAAAAAUAUUGUUAAUUUCUUAUAUUCAAUAUUUAGUUUAACGUUAUCUUGCUCUAUGUCAAGUGGUCUUUACCCACAAAUAUAACAUUUUUUCUGU
Diorhabda sublineata is the source of this 3317-nucleotide messenger RNA. RefSeq names its product isocitrate dehydrogenase [NADP] cytoplasmic (gene Idh). Gene Ontology annotation, cellular component: cytosol; mitochondrion; peroxisome. Gene Ontology annotation, biological process: isocitrate metabolic process. Gene Ontology annotation, molecular function: NAD binding; magnesium ion binding; isocitrate dehydrogenase (NADP+) activity. NCBI's taxonomy places the organism in Eukaryota, Metazoa, Arthropoda, Insecta, Coleoptera, Chrysomelidae. The record is from RefSeq and is a predicted model, not a curated record. The coding region runs from base 1202 to 2431 and encodes 409 amino acids. The transcript has 7 exons.